Messenger RNA from Cydia pomonella (codling moth), 764 nucleotides. RefSeq lists its product as uncharacterized. NCBI's taxonomy places the organism in Eukaryota, Metazoa, Arthropoda, Insecta, Lepidoptera, Tortricidae. Bases 357 to 764 code for a protein of 135 amino acids. The record is from RefSeq and is a predicted model, not a curated record. The transcript is spliced from 4 exons.
AAGUGCUCCGUGAAAAAAUGCAAAAAUAAUACUUCAAAUAGCUUGAAAAAGGAUGGGGUUUCGUAUUUUCGAUUCCCCAAAAAUGAAAUCGAAAGAGAAAAAUGGCGGAAAAAAAUAGCUAACGAUAGGGGCGAAGAAUUGUUCAAGCCAAAUGAUUCUAGCGUGGUGUGUUCUUGCCAUUUUGCAGAAAGUGAUAUGUACUAUACAAAAAAAGGCUAUCGGAAAGUAAAAAAAAGGGGUCCUUCCACGUGUUGAAGUAAGUUUCAUCCAAUUCAAAUCUCAAAAUCCGAAAAAUAUUGUGAUCUAGUCAGCAAAUAAACAUAAUCAUUACAAAUCUUUUCCAGACGGAUGUAUCAAUGACGCCAUCUCAAAUGGAUGUACCGUCCACAGCCACAAUACAUAGUUCACCUCAGAAUGAACCAAGUUCAACCAGCGUUACUGACACGUCAUUACAUCCACAAUUCAAUUCGGAGGUUACAAUACCAAGUUCACUGACAAACGAACUAGAUAAGAGCGCUGAUAGAGAGAUAUUGUUGGUACUGCAGCCAAAAACAGAGAAAAUGGCAACGACAGGGAAAAACGCACAAUCUUUACCAGAAAAUGAACAUGGAAUUGAACUAAAUUUAAUCCGUCAAUGUACACCAUCACCAACAUCAUCAGGAUUAACCUCAGUUUUGGAUACUCCCAAGACAUCAUAUUACAAAAAGAACCUUAGAAUAUGUCAAAAAACCAUUGAUUUAAAAAUAAACAAAUUCAAAAUUUGA